CAGCAGUUCCAGAGCCCCUUCGAUAGCGCUCCAUACACUCUACAGCCCGGGUCGUCGAUUCGCAACUUUAACGUUCGUAUUGGCUCGACUCAGGUGUUCGAUAUCAGUCAUGACUAUGAUUUCCACCAUUUUACCAACGAAGUUGCUAAGAUUUCAGCGAUUAAUGGAGAUCUAACCCCUGAGCUCGUAAAUGGACUACUUGACUAUCAGACGUGGUCGCUCACAAACCGCAUGCUUAUUGCCGACGUCAGUCGCCUGACUGAGCGCGAUGUACCCCAAGCGAUUCAGAUCCAGGGUACGAACGCAGGAUGCCAAGGUGUGAAUACGCGGGUCCUCGUUAUUAGCGAACAGGAGCUUAGCUUCGAUCGCCUAACGGGUGAAAUUAUCGAUUAUACCACAGCU
Messenger RNA from Phytophthora sojae, 402 nucleotides. RefSeq lists its product as hypothetical. Lineage: Eukaryota; Oomycota; Peronosporomycetes; Peronosporales; Peronosporaceae. The annotation marks the transcript as partial. The record is from RefSeq and is a predicted model, not a curated record. The transcript has a single exon.